AAAUGGGUUACUUGAGUGGCUUCUCUCUUCAACCCAAAACACUGUUACCCAACGCACAGAUUGUUCCCCAUAAUCUCUGCUACAAUUCACUCAAACCCCAAUUCCUCAAUCCUCACCUUAUAAAAAACCCACCUUUUCCCCUACUCAAAUCCAUCUCUUCUCACUCAAACACCCCCACACACUCCUCAAAACUCCCAAAUGUGUACUCUGCUCUCAAACCCCACAAGAAUUUACCAACAAUUUUGGUGGAAAAAGUAGUGGGUUUGGUUAUAGGGACAGUUGUGUUUGUUGGGUGUUUCAAUAUCAGAGCAGCUGUGGCACUGCCAGCUCAAACAAGCAGUUCCAGUGAGAGUUUGGAGGAAAAGAGAGAGACCCAGAAAGGGAAGAGUGAGGAGGAAGAAAUGUAUGAGAGAGUUUUGGAGGGGGACCCAAGAAAUUUUGAGGCUUUGAAAGUGCUUGUGUAUGGGAAAAUGAGGAGAGGGGAGACAAAGGAGGCUGUAAAGUAUGUGGAGAAGUUGAUUGGUGUCGAACCGGAUGAAGUUGAGUGGAGGCUGUUGCUGGCUCUUUGUCAUGAGAUUAUGGGGGAGUUGGGUACUGCUAAGAAAUUGUUUCAGGAAAUAUUGGAGGAGAGGCCUCUUUUGCUCAGAGCUUUGCAUGGUCUAGCAUUGGUUAUGCACAAAAGGCGUGAAGGUCCAGCAGUUUUUGUGAUGCUUGACAAGGCUUUAAAAAUUGCACAUCGGGAAAAAAGAGUGAUCGAGGAGAGGAAUAUAAGAAUUCUGAUCGCACAGAUGCACGUUGUAAAGGGGCAAUUGGAAGAAGGCUUGAAUUUAUUUCAAGAUCUUGUGACUGAGGAUCCUCGAGAUUUUCGACCUUAUCUUUGCCAGGGAAUUAUCUACAGUCUACUGGAUCAAAAGAAGGAAGCUGCAGAAAAGUUUGAAAUAUAUAGGGCUCUUGUGCCUGAAGAAGUUUCUCAAAAGGGAUUUCUUGACGAUGUUGUGUUGGCAGCCAAAAUGAAACCUGGGGAACAGCUUCAGAAGGAGUUUGAUGCUGACUUUUCAAGCCAGAAGCAAGUUUAGACUUUUUUCUCUGGGUAACUUACAGAUUACCAGUUAGACUGAGGGGAUGUGGUUCUUCGAGAACAUAUAGUUGUAGAGAAAAUGCUACUGUAGACAUGUAGUAAAUAUGUGAUUUCAAGGGCAAAGUCAAGCAGUUUGCAUCUGCAUGGGGAUAUUAUACAAAUUCUAUGAGUUUCUAAAACAGAGCUUGCAUUUGAUUGGACUCAAGAUAGGAGUUCUUGUGUACGUCAUACUUCUAUAUUCAGCUUAGAGUUUGUUCCAAACAUGGAUUGUUGCCAUCUUAGAG
This is a messenger RNA of Fragaria vesca subsp. vesca, 1362 nucleotides long. RefSeq lists its product as uncharacterized. Bases 3 to 1076 code for a protein of 357 amino acids. The transcript has 4 exons. The record is from RefSeq and is a predicted model, not a curated record. Gene Ontology annotation, molecular function: protein binding. NCBI's taxonomy places the organism in Eukaryota, Viridiplantae, Streptophyta, Magnoliopsida, Rosales, Rosaceae.